Chlorella variabilis is the source of this 498-nucleotide messenger RNA. RefSeq lists its product as hypothetical. The record is from RefSeq and is a predicted model, not a curated record. NCBI's taxonomy places the organism in Eukaryota, Viridiplantae, Chlorophyta, Trebouxiophyceae, Chlorellales, Chlorellaceae. Bases 1 to 498 code for a protein of 165 amino acids. The transcript is spliced from 3 exons.
AUGCAGGCAUCCCUGUGCACCCAGCUGAAGGCCGCGCAGGCGGCCGCGCCUGCGCAGGCUGUUGCUCGCCGCCCGCUCGCCGUGGCUGCUGCCCUGCCCGACAACCGCCAGCCCCUGCGCUCUGCCGGCUUGGCCGUGGCUGGAUGCCUGCUGGCCUCCCAGCUUCUGAUGGCGCCAGUCUCCCUGGCGGGCGAGCCUGGCUACAAGGGCGUGGUGCCCUCCACCGAGAAGGACCAGCCCGCGCCCUCCACGGCACCUCUGUCCGGCCCCUCCUCAGGCACCGACGCAAAGAACCCCUUUCAGAAGCGCGCUGCUAAGCAGGCAGCCGGGGACCUGGAGCAAGCAGACAGCGCCAAUGCCGCACGCAAGGGCACCUCCAAUGCCGGCAACCCUUUCAGCCAGGGGUCCGAGGUGCCUGAGAGCACCAGGGGCCAGCUGCUGGCCGAGCCGUUGAACGUGUGGCAGAAGAUCGGAAGGGCUUUUGGCAAGCAGAGCUGA